This is a messenger RNA of Cydia fagiglandana, 1977 nucleotides long. RefSeq lists its product as uncharacterized. NCBI's taxonomy places the organism in Eukaryota, Metazoa, Arthropoda, Insecta, Lepidoptera, Tortricidae. The record is from RefSeq and is a predicted model, not a curated record. Bases 43 to 1971 code for a protein of 642 amino acids. The transcript has 2 exons.
GUUUUUGAUCGAGGUGGCCAUGACAUUAGUUUUUCGUCAAAUAUGAAUGCCAAAGCCGUAACAUUGUGUAUAUUUUUUAUCUUUCGUUGCUGUUACAACGUGGAUCUUGAUUAUUAUAUUGAUGAUAAUAAAGAUCGCUCUAACAACGAGAAGGAUGAUAUAGUCGAAACACGGAGAAUUGGCAAUGAACCUAAAGCGUCAUCCGAUGGUGGCGAAAUUAAAAUUCUGACCACAGAAAGUAGUGCUGAAGAAAACACAGAAAUAAACUCUACAACAUCAAGCAAGGAACCACCAGAAGUAUCAGAGUUUGACAAUUAUAGUUACCAAGACACCGUCAAUUCAGUCAAGACAAAAUUUCCUCUUACUAAUAUAUUUGAUGAAUAUGAAUACGAGUACGCCGAUGAUGUCAACAACCCGGACGACUCGGUCACUGAAACUGUUUAUGAGGAAACCACUACAUUGAAAGAAGAAAGAAAUAAUAUUACUAACGCAUCGAAAAUCCUCCUCAGCCCUUCUGGAAAAAUACGAAAUAAUGAUCUCUACCAUAUGGUACCUGCUGUUACAAAGCUUAAAGUAAAGAAAUAUCCAGGUAAGUUAAAUAAAUUAUAUGCUGAAACCGAUGAUAAUGGCAAUGUCUGGUAUGUUCCCGAAGAGUAUCCCUGCUGGGAAUUACCUAUAUUGUUUGGUAGAUUUAGGACUAGAGCCAAGUACUCCGAGAUAUUCCUAUUAAAAGGAGGAACUCUUGACGGCAUAUCACUUGAACCGGAGACCGAAGUUAAAUUUAUUCCCCGAAGGCGCAAUGACGAUUCUGGCAAUAAAUGGUGCGAUCAGGGACCCUGUUACGGUGAUCACACUCUCUGUACUUUUCCAAAUGACACCAUAUCUAGAAUAUGUGACAGAACAUACAAAGUCAAGAAACUGUCUGUCUACGAACAAGUAGUAGUACUAAACACCAUAAAUAAUAUGAGAAACCGUGUCGCAAUGGGCACGGCGGAGGUUUAUCCUAAAUUGCCUACAGCUGCUAACAUGCAGCAAGUAAUGUACGACAUGGAUUUAGCAAGAAUAUCCAAUAGAUGGCUUCGACAAUGUCUGCCCGGCCCUGCCGCUUGUUCUUCCUUAAAAGACAAGCUGGUCACACAACUGGAAUGCAAGAAGUGUUUGAGACACUGUUGUAGAGGACCAAACGAUCAGGAUUGUUUACCGCCUAAGGAAUGCUUCGUGACAGCUUUAGUUGGAUGUCUUCACGCUUGGUUUUUAAGUGCUCGUGGACAACUAGAAAAGCGAGACGUUGGAUGUGGACAUAUCACUCGAGAUACGUUCAAUACUGCCCAGAUACUAUGGGCGAAAACCAAUAAAAUAGGCUGCGCUUACGGUAUAAGGGGCAAUGGUGACGUUAGAGUUGUGUGCAAUUUUUCCCCUGGAGCACCAUUUUAUUUGAGAACUAAAUUUUAUUGCGGCAUCAUACCUUACAAAGACGUUACAGAUAACUUUGAAGAAGUCUCUAAUUACGAUAUUACGAGUUUGGAUUUUUUGGCGAAAUUAGGAAUUCAGAUGAAUUUGACAAAUCUCUCAACGCCUCAACAUUGGAGGAAAUCUUUCAUUCCUGAAUUUAUUAUCCGAAGUUUUACUCCUUGGGGUGUGUCUUUUUUGCGUGAUAAGUUAAACGGCAAACUAAGAGCUUACGAGGGCUUUUAUGAAAACGGGACCAUAGGAGCGGCAGCUAGGCUUGUGACACGAUAUUCGUUUCAUGAAGAAUCUAAUGCCAGAUGUGAUACUGGUGAAACUAUUUACGAGAGCGGUCUCCCUGGCAACCAGUGCGUGGAGACCGGUAGGGUGUUUACAGCACUAUGUUACAGUUACCGAGAUCCUUAUCCUGGUUAUAGAUUGGCUGCAAUCGUAGCCCCAGUGGCACUGUUUUCGCUGAUUUUGUACGAUUUGUUUAGCGGUGUUCUUAGGCAAACUAACUUUUAAUUAAAC